Pneumocystis jirovecii RU7 is the source of this 318-nucleotide messenger RNA. RefSeq lists its product as uncharacterized. Lineage: Eukaryota; Fungi; Ascomycota; Pneumocystomycetes; Pneumocystales; Pneumocystaceae. The coding region runs from base 1 to 318 and encodes 105 amino acids. The transcript has 4 exons. The record is from RefSeq and is a predicted model, not a curated record.
AUGCAUAUACCUGAAACAAAGUUGCCUAUUUGCAGUUUUGCCAGUCGAAAAUCGGAAAAUGUUUUACGCACAGAAACAUUGCCCGUUAUCCGUGGUCGUUUUGCCGGUGCUUCACGAGAGGCUGCAGCUGCAGGGCCAGUAGGAGCAGAAAUGGGGGGCCGAGCCGGGUGCAGAGGGAGUAGGGAAAAUAGGGGUAUUUGGGAGCAAUUUUUGAACGGAAGAGAUUGUGCACUGAGCAAAGGAAAACGCUCACACGAAGAGAUCGAUACCGGUCUACACGGCAAAUGGGAAGCAAAGGCAACAAUAGAUGAGCAUUAA